This is a messenger RNA of Dictyostelium discoideum AX4, 1509 nucleotides long. RefSeq lists its product as hypothetical. NCBI's taxonomy places the organism in Eukaryota, Evosea, Eumycetozoa, Dictyosteliales, Dictyosteliaceae. Bases 1 to 1509 code for a protein of 502 amino acids. Gene Ontology annotation, biological process: L-methionine biosynthetic process. Gene Ontology annotation, molecular function: oxidoreductase activity. The transcript has 2 exons. The record is from RefSeq and is a predicted model, not a curated record.
AUGACAGAACCUGUUGCUGCACCAAAAAAAAAGAUUGUUUUAAAGAGAGCAGCUGGUAGUAGUUCAUCCAAUGAAUUACCACCAUGUAAAAUCAAAGUAGAAUUUGUUGAUAAUGAUAGUAGUUGCAGUACCUCAAUCAAAUGUGGAUCUUCAUUAUGUGUAAAUCAAAUGGCAACAAUUGAAUCUGCAAAAUAUAUGACAAUUGUAGAUCAAGAAUCAACCAUUGAUAUUAAAAGAGUUAUUGAAAUGACUUUAAAUCUUGGAAAUACAGAAUUAUCUUAUCAACCAGGUGAUUACAUUUCAGUUUUUGCACCAAAUACUCAUAAUCAUGUAAUAUCAUUAAUUAAAAGAUUAUCAUUAGAUGAAAAUAAAUUAAUUAAAAUUGAAUCAAUUGAUAAAACUUUUGAAUUACCAAAUCAUUUAAAAAAAGUAAAUGAAAAUUUUAAUAAUAAAUCAAGUACAAUUUAUAAUGUAUUAAGAGAUUUAGUUGAUAUUACAGGUAUACCAUCUAAAAAAUUAUUAAAACUUUUAUCAGAAAAUUCAAGUGAUUCAAAUGAUAAGUUGGAAUUAAAUAAAUUAUCAUCAAUUGAGGGUAAAGAAGAAUAUGCACAAAUGAUUAAUAAUAGAGUUACAUUAUUAUGUUUAUUAGAUAAAUAUAAAUCAUCAAAUCCACCAUUUAAUCAUUUAUUAGAAUUGAUAAAUCCAUUAGCACCAAGAGACUAUAGUAUUAGUUCAUCACCACUUUCAAUGGAGAAAGGAACCUUAUCAUUUGUUUUCAGUGUUGUAGAUUUUAAAUUAUCAAGUACACCAUCUCAAAGAAUUUUAGGUCAUUGUACAUCUUGGUUAGAGAAAACUGGUAUUCAAAAUAAUAAAUUAUCAUCAUCACCAUCAUCAAAUCUUGAAAAUUCAUUAAAUGAUUUAAAUAUUAAUGAUUCAAAUGAAAUUCGAAUUCCAUUCAUUUUAAAACCAUCACCACAUUUCCAUUUACCACCAGUUGAUCAAUUAAAUAGACCAAUCAUUAUGAUUGGUCCAGGUACUGGUGUUGCACCAUUUAUUGGAUUUUUACAACAUCUUUCAAAGACUACCUCCACUACUACUACUCCAAAUCCAAAUACUUGGUUAUUCUUUGGAUGUAGAAGUGAAAAGAGAGAUUUCCUUUACAAAGAUACUUUAGAAUCAAUGUUAAAGGAUAAUACAUUAACAAAAUUAAUCACUGCAUUUAGUAGAGAAUUAGAUACUGAAAAUAAUAACAACACUGCAAUUGUUGAACCAACAUGUGGAUAUGUUCAAGAGAAAAUGAUUGAACAUUCAAAACAACUUUUCGAUAUGGUUGUAAAUCAAAAUGCUUUCAUUUACAUUUGUGGUGAUGCAAAAGGUAUGGCUGUUGGUGUUAGAAAUAGUUUUAUUGAUAUUGUAAAACAAGAAUUAAAUUGUGAUGAAAAACAAGCAACUGAUAUAUUUACAAAUUGGAUAAAAGAAAAAAGAUAUAUCUUAGAUGUUUGGUCUUAA